AUGAUUCAGAUAUGCCGUGCGGAAGACGGCGAAUCAUAUCAGGUCAAUGCUAACUUACGAGACAUUGAGAGGCACGCCUAUGCCCAAGCCCAGCGAGGAAGCCUAGAGGCAUUCUUAAAUCAGGAGACGGGCGUUGAUCAGGACGCCAUCUUGGCUUACCUUUCGGAUGGUACACGCUUGCGUACCGACAAUGUUCGUGAGCUAGUGGGUGCACAUGACCAGGCAAGUCAUAUUCUCACUACUAUCUAUGUUUUCAACAAGUAUUAUUUGGAUUUCGACUUAAACGACGUACUUCACGAGCUAAGGGUUAACCCACCACUGCAACCUCCGAUUGAAGAUUCAAUUUCUACAACACCUCCAUAUCGACCUUCACAACUCGCUGCAUCUUACCUUCGCACAGCACAUACGCACCUCGAACAUAUCGUCCAUACCGUGGCCACCCUUCACCGCCAACAUCAAGCGGCUCGAAUUGCAUCCAGCAGCCUCGAACUUAAUGUUCUCGCUAUAGCUGACGUCUUCGAUGGCAUCGCUAUGACGGCCCGUAAGGACCUCGAGCGCCAGGCCGCGCUCCUUGCAGGUCUGGAUGCGGAUUUGGAAAUCAUAAGCCGCGUGAAGAUACAUGUUGAAUUUAUGUCGCCUGCUGUGAGAACUGCGAUUGAGAACGGAGAGCGGCCGAGGACGUUGGGUGAUUAUGUGUCGAAUGUGAGGAUGAAACAGGUCGCUGACGCGUGUGCGAGGACGCAUGAGGAUCUCCGGGCUCAGUUCCAGGACGCUGAGCAGUCAGCAGCCAGGUUAACGAACGGAACUGAUUCUGUACGCGCAACAGUAAUGAAUACAGAAAUACUGGAGGGUGCAGACGCCUCAGGCCGUCGGGCGCAGGAGAUUCUCGAAAAGGCAUCGGACAUUACAGCAGCUCUUGAGAGUCCUGCCACGGAUCCAAAUAACCUUCUUCGUGAGCUAAAACAUCUUGAUGGUGCACUGCGAAGCGAAGUACGAGACAUUACCGAAGCCAAGAACGCAUAUACCGAGCAAUGUAUCGGUGUCCUUCGUCAAAUCAGUGCCUUAAAUAUCGACAUUGUACAGCUACCAACGACCCUCUCUAACCUGCAAGGUAAAUUCAGGGCUAAGAACAGCUUCUCGCACAUACAGAGGCUUCACAAUAUGCUGUAUGCAUAUUGCGCCACUGUCGUUGAGAUCGUGCGACGCAAGGAAUUUGCUCACUUUUUCUAUCAGCGCGCGCAAAGCAUUUUGGAAGUGAUGGCCAAGCUGUCUGCAAGCGAGCGGAAACGCCGACAGGUAUAUAGAGGGGAAGUGCAUGGUCAACUGCCCUUCGAUACGAAAGGAAUGGAUGAUGUUGUACCGACCAUCGACUUUUCUCCUUCCGGUAGCAAAGAGCCGUCGUAUUCGCUGGACCGAGAAGACAUUAAUGUGCUGCUUCAAGUCCUGAGCGAUCUGGAGUCAUGGGCGCGGUCAAGUUCAGACCCUGUGGCGAUGGGCUCAGUACAGGAAGCAAGAAGUGCAGUGGAUAAGCUCAUAGCCAAGAUGGAUAAUCUGGAAGCUGGGUUUGACCGUAUCGCGGAGCGUUCUUUACUCUCGGCAUCACGAUUGUCUUCGUCACGCAGAAGACUAACAGAAGCAGACGAACACGCAUUUCAGGAAUUGGCUGAGCAACUGCGCGAAAUGCAAGAAGCCCAGGCAAACCAAGAAAAACUGGUACAACAAGAGCGGACGUCCCUUCAGGCUGAAAUACAUCGACUCCAUAGCGACCUUCAAACCACUGAACUCACAUCUCACUCUGAGCGGGAACGUGCGGAUGUACUGGAGCGUGAGCUGCACCAAGCCAAAGCGCAGAUUGAAAGUGAAGUUGCAGCCCGACGCAUACUGGAGCGCCGCAAUUUGGAGUUGGCCCAAGACCUCGAAAAAGAGCGACAGAAUCGUGUUCUAGCACUCGUCGAUGCUACGGAACAGACACGUACAGUCGAAGUAAUGAGGCAGGAAUUAUCACAGGUCCGUUCGCAAGCGGAGGAAAUGAAAGCUUUGGAAACUAGGAACGCGUCAAAAAUUGCUCAGCUGGUCGAAGAGCAAGCAACGACUCUGCGGAACCUGGAAGCGGCACGUGCUAGAGGGGAAAACCUGGAGACCCAGAUCCAAACCGCUCGCUCUGAAUGCGAUGAGGUGAACAAAGCACUGAAGAAUACCCACACGGAGAAAGAUAGAUUACUUCGGGUACAGGCUAACGAACACGAUCGCAUUAUGCGGGAUCACAUCGCCGAAGCUGAUGGUGACCGGGCUGUUCUUGAACACCAAUUCUCGGAGCUCAGAGCACAGCUUGAAGAUACUGAACGGCAACUGAAGGAAGCACGCUCACAAACAGAGUUAACCAACGCAGAUGCUAUGGGUCUGCGUGAGGAGCUUCAGCGGGUCGAGCAUGAGCUUCGGGAGGCAAGGCACAUAGAGAGAAUCCUCCGAGAUGACUUGACAGCUGGACGGUCCUCCCAGUCUGACUACGAGCAUCGAUUGGAAAACAGUGGUCGUCUAGUUGCUCAGAUGCUCGACGUCGCGAUUGCUUUCCGAAAUUCUCAUUGCAAAGCACUUUCUCUCGUGCAUAAUCUCACUAGUCACCCCAAUUCAUCGAAGCAUGCACAGUCCCUUGCCGAAUCUACAUUCGCAUCCACCCAACGCCAUGGGCAAAGUGCUGGUGCGCAAGCCGAUGAGCCCUCUCCAAUUGAUCCAUCAGAUCUUCUGGGUGCCCUGGAAUCAUUACGUGCCUUCGACCAUGAUCAUUUCUUGGAAGCGGUGGCCAGAACAGGUUCCAUCAUUCGAAAGUGGCAGAAGCAAUGCAAGGAAUAUCGAGAGCGCGCGAAGGGCAAGAUCUCUUUCCGGAAUUUCGCCAAAGGGGAUUUAGCACUGUUCCUUCCAACCCGGAAUUCUAUUUCAAAACCUUGGGCGGCGUUUAAUGUCUCAUUCCCGCACUACUUCCUUUUGGCUACUGGCCACCUCGCCGAGCAGCUGAGAACGAGAGAAUGGAUAGUGGCAAGGAUAACAUCCAUUACCGAACGUAUUGUCGAUAGCAAGGACCCCUCCAGCAAUCCAUAUGGUUUAGGCGACGGUGUAAAGUAUUACAUGUUGGAGGUGGAAGACUGGACUCAAGCAGGUCAGAUGAAUAAGCGGAGACCUGCUGCCAGAAAGGUUUCAGCGUUAUCGGAUCCUGAAACAGACCGCAAGACAAGCUCAGAUCCGCCCGAGCCUUCUCCUAGCCCACCGCCGGCGCCCCAAUCUGAAUUUGAGAGCGUUUUUAGUGCUACCCAGCCUCCCACAUCAUCGUCCUUCCCCGUCAGAGCAAGAGCGAACUCCACACCCGUUGCUGGUCCGUCUUCGUUGUCUCGUCUGCUUGCUCAAGCCCCUCCUGAGAACUCAAUGGAAAUAAUUCCAUCGUCGCGGGAUGUUUCUCCCCCCACUACUCCUCCGCCUCCUCCACCGCUUCCUUCGCCGCCUCCGCAACUUGUUGAUUUGAAUGCACAACAGCCUGCCUCAUUAAUCCAUGCUCCACGUAUACCAUCUCCACUGCGUCCAGGUUCGCGCGCGUCUCGUGGCUCCUCGUCCUCUAGGUUCUCCGCGGUUCGACUUCCGCCACUUGCAUCUGUCUCUGCUUCUCCCACCGCUGUGAAAGCAGUGGCUACUACCGCUCUGACAGAACAUGAUUUAUCCUCAAUAUCUCCUCCACGCGAAUAUUCAACCAGUGGAGGACCGCCGUCUCCACAAGGCUCGUUGUCCGAAGGGAUGACUAGCAUCUUUCUCAACAGACGCCGGACUACGUCUCACCAUGUCCCUCGGUCCUCUCCAUUGGCGUCUAGCAAUUUCUCGGGCGCACCAUCCGCUACUAGCACACUUGCCAGCUUAGCUAGUAAUUUUGUUCCUUUCGGGAGAAGAAAGAAGGUCGAUAUGCCUGCCCCCAUCAUCGAGGGGCAUGUUCGCGACCAAGCCGGGGGAAGUGAGGUAUCAGCCAGUGACAUGCUGAGACGGUUUUAG
Molecule: messenger RNA, 4029 nt
Organism: Suillus subalutaceus
Lineage: Eukaryota; Fungi; Basidiomycota; Agaricomycetes; Boletales; Suillaceae
Product: putative peripheral membrane protein
Exons: 16
Coding region: 1-4029 (1342 amino acids)
Biological process (GO): piecemeal microautophagy of the nucleus; autophagy of mitochondrion; autophagosome assembly
Cellular component (GO): phagophore assembly site membrane; extrinsic component of membrane; Atg1/ULK1 kinase complex
Molecular function (GO): molecular adaptor activity; protein kinase binding
Source: RefSeq, a predicted model, not a curated record